Agelaius phoeniceus (red-winged blackbird) is the source of this 726-nucleotide messenger RNA. It is a transcript of the gene HELT, whose product is annotated as helt bHLH transcription factor. Gene Ontology annotation, molecular function: DNA binding; protein dimerization activity. The record is from RefSeq and is a predicted model, not a curated record. Gene Ontology annotation, biological process: regulation of DNA-templated transcription. Lineage: Eukaryota; Metazoa; Chordata; Aves; Passeriformes; Icteridae.
AUGGCCUCCAAGCUCAAGGAGCGGAGGAGGACGCCGGUUUCCCACAAAGUGAUUGAGAAGCGGAGGAGGGACCGCAUCAACCGCUGCCUCACCGAGCUGGGGAAGACGGUGCCCAUGGCUCUGGCCAAGCAGAGCUCGGGGAAGCUGGAGAAAGCGGAGAUCCUGGAGAUGACGGUGCAGUAUCUGCGGGCCCUGCACUCGGCGGACUUUCCCCGUGGCCGGGAGAAGGCAGAGCUGCUCUCCGAGUUCGCCAAUUACUUCCACUACGGCUACCACGAGUGCAUGAAGAACCUGGUCCACUACCUGACAACGGUGGAGAGGAUGGAGACCAAAGACACCAAGUACGCCCGCAUCCUGGCCUUUCUCCAGUCCAAAGCACGCUUCGUUACUGAGCCUCUCUUCACGUCCCUGGGCUCCAUCCCGGAGCCGGACUUUUCCUACCCGCUGCAUCCUGGGCCCGAGUGCCCCGGGCACGUCCACAGUCCCGCCGAGGGCGUGCUCCAGCCGCCCUCGGGGGGGCCAUUCCCCUGGCACGGCGCCGCCCGCAACCCCUCCCUGCCCUACCACUUGCCCAGCGCCGCCGUACCCCUCGCCAGCCCCGGCCAGCAGCGCAGCACUUUCCUCUCAUCCGUGCAGGGGCUGGACCGCCACUACCUCAACCUCCUCGGCCAUUCCCACCCCAACGCGUUCGGGCUGCCCCCGGGCCAGCACCCCUCCAUGCUAUAG